Messenger RNA from Paramecium primaurelia, 1665 nucleotides. Lineage: Eukaryota; Ciliophora; Oligohymenophorea; Peniculida; Parameciidae. The record is from the annotation of a GenBank genome assembly.
AUGGAUCAUCUCUUCCAGAUUAUCUUAGAAAUGUGAGCAUUGUAAAUUUUGGUUUGAAGGGCAUAAUAGAUGUGCUUUACUAGUGUAUUUAAUGUUAAGUUGGAACAAGAAUAAUAAAAGAAAUUAGAUGACAUUAAUAUCAAGAAUUAUUUGCAUUAAUUUGUAAUAACAGAUUAAAGUGGAUAAUUAAGAUACUGCACUUCAUUUGUAGUAUUUGAGAGUUUAAAAAACGAAUUUUAUUAACCUUAUUCUUAUAUAAUAGUUUCUGAACAAUCUAAUUUGAUUAGAUAGAAAUCUUAUAUGAGAGCAUUAUACAAUGCCAUUUUUGACAGAGUGACAGUAUUUAUUAUUAUUAUAUUAUUUUUAUAGAGAUAUAGACAUCGUGGAUGGUAAAUGGGAUCAUAGACAUUAUCUAAUCAAUAAUUAUUUGAAUUCUAUUUAUCUGUCGGUAUAACAAAUUUAAAUGGAUUAUAUUUUGUACCUAAACAAAUUAUGAAAAGUAGAUAAGAAGUACUAAGAUUAAUUUAUUUUAUAUUUACUGUAACAGAUCUAAUUAUUAACAAUCCAAAUCAUAAAAAUAAUCUAUACAAUAAAGAUAUAUGUUUUAAUGUGUUAUUUUCAAAAUUAUAAAUCAAAAACAUAAUUAAAGUUGUGUAAUCAAUAAUACUUGAACAAUAAAUUAUUUUAUUUACUACUUAAGUUUGGGAAUUAGCAACUAUUACUGAAGCAUUUCUAUAAUUUAUUUAUCCUCUCUAAUGGAGAUGCAUUUAUAUACCAUAUCUACCAGCAGAAAUACUUGAUACUCUUUAUAUUUCUGUGCCUUAUAUUAUUGAAGUGCAUUUAAAUCUUAAGGAAAGAGUGUUAACAUAAUAUGAUUGUCUUGAUAAGAUUCUAGUUGAUUUAGAUUAAGAUAGAGUUAUUGGAUUUAAUUUAGUAUUUAUAGAUAUUAUAUUAUUAUUAGAUACUACCAUUUCCAAAACAACUUGUAGAAAUCUUAACUAAUUAGAGUUCAAAAUUUUAAUAUUCUGAUGAUGUAAUGUAAAAGUUUGUUAGUAGUCUGAAAUGUUAUAAGUUUAAUGUUUUUUCCUUAAAUUCCAAUUGUAACUUAUAAAUAACAUUGUGCCAUACUUUAUAUACUCUGACAUUCUCUAAUAGAAAGCUAAAAUUGAAGAUAUUUUUGAUAAAGAUCUUUAUAUAGAAUAAUUUACUCCUUUGGAUUAAGAAUUUUAUAGGGAAUUGGUGAAUAAAACUAUGGUAUUAUUAGUAAUAUUAAGUUUGUAGAUGUUCCCACGUUUUAUUGAAGAAUCAUAUAACUAUUUACAUUAAAAGUAAUUCUUGAAACAAAACAUAGAUGCAAAUAUUUUUAUUGACUUACUCUUAUUGAUAAAUACUUCAGGCUAUUUCAAUAUUUAUAAAUUACAAAAUAAAGAUUUUGAAGCUAGAUUAUUUAAUCUAAUAAAUGAAUCUAAAUGUAUAAUUCAAGAAUCAGAAAAAUCUAUUCAUUCACUCUUCUCUCAAUAUCAAAUACAAACUAAUGAAUAUCUUGUUCCAUUUAAAUAAUUCCCUAUUCUUUAAAUUGAUAAAUCUAAAAUUAUAUAAAUUGAUGUUAUUCAAAAUAGUAUUCAUCAAAACUCAUUCAUGUAAAAAAGUACUUAAUCCUAAUGA